Molecule: messenger RNA, 5673 nt
Organism: Closterium sp. Yama58-4
Lineage: Eukaryota; Viridiplantae; Streptophyta; Zygnematophyceae; Desmidiales; Closteriaceae
Source: the annotation of a GenBank genome assembly
AUGGCCUCUAUUCGCGUUCUUUCCUUCGAUGCUGAGGGCCGUCCCGUGCAGUUCACUUCCUGGCUCGACGACCUGCAGUUGUAUCUUAUGAGCAAUAGCACGGACCACAUCUCCCUCUAUGACUACGCGUCUGGUGCUGCCGCUGCUCCUGCUGCCACAGCCGAGCUUAGUGUACGUUCACAGUGGCAGACUCGUGACGCUGCAGCUCGCCUGGCUAUUCGCAGUCACCUGCCGUUAGCUGAGCUAGAGCACUUUGGCGACUGCAAAACCGCUAAAGCCCUAUACGACGCUGUCGUUGCUCGCUACUCCUCACCUGCCACAGCCGAGCUUAGCCGUCUCAUGCUGCCUUACCUGUUCCCUGACCUGUCCACCUUUGCUACAGUCGCCGAUCUUAUCACCCACCUUCGCACUAGUGAUGCUCGCCUGCGUGCCGCCCUUCCCACCGAGUUCUGCGCUAAGAACCCCCCUCCCCUGUACUGGGCACUCCACUUCAUAGUCACCCGUCUCCCUGACACCCUCAGCUCAGUGCGCGACUAUUUCCUUGCUCGCUGUCCCACUGAGCUCACUGUCGCCCUCCUAGAGGAGAAGCUGCUAGCAGCCGAGAAGAGCAUUGUAGCUGUAGGUGCUGCUCGCGGCGCUCCUCGCACCCCCAUCUUUGAGGGGUGUUCUCCCUCUCCCCUCGCUCCCUCCUACGCUACUGCUGCUGCUGUUGACUUCCUUGGUGCUGAGUCUGCUGGCGCUGCUUCUGCUCCUGGUGGGAGGCGCCGCACCGGCAAGGGCAAGGGGGGCAAGGGUGGCGGGGGUGGCGCUGGGGGGGGAGGGGGUGGGGGAGGUGGGGGGGGAGGCGGUGCUGGAGGGAGCGGUGGCGGGAGUGCCGGUGGGAGUGGGGCCGGCGGCGGAGGCGGGGGCGGCGGCGGGAGCAGUGGCGGUGGUGGCAGCGGCGGCAGUGGCGGCGGUGGCGGUAGUGGCGGUGGCGGUGGCGGUGGUGGCGGUCGGAGCGGAGGUAGUGGCGGCGGUGGAGGUCGGAGUGGAGGCACCGGCUCGGGCCAGAGCUCCCAGCAGCAGCAGCGUCCCCAGUCGACCCAGCAGCUUCGUGAGUGGCUUGCUCAGCGUGGGACGUCGGGGGGCAGUGGCCGCUGUUCCUAUGUCAUUCGCACAGGUGAUCGCAAGGGGCAGACGUGUGGAAAGUUCCACACUCAGUACCGCUGCUUCUUCCGCCUUGACGACGCUUGGCGUGAGGAGAUGGGCGAGGAUGUUGAGCGCCCUCGCUGGGCUGAGCUGAUGAGGGCUGGUGUUGAUAUCUUUGCUCUUGACUAUGAUGCUAUUAUUGCUGCCAUGUAUGCAUUGACUGUUAGUGCCGAGGGAGACUGUUACUUGUGUGUGCCGCCUGACCCAGGUAUAGGGCCCGCUGCCCUAGUCCUUGCCCAGUCCACCACUGUGCUCCCUUGUCCGGCGGUUCCGUCUGGCUCGUUGACGGGUUUCCACCUCCCCUCGUUCUCGACGAACCUGGUGAGCAACGCUGUCAUCCAGGAUCAGUGGGUUGACACCUUUACCCCUGGAGGACAGCGUGUGGCGAUCUGCACGUGCUCCAGGACCGGCCAUCACCUGGCUACGUUUACUCGUCGGCCGGGGUCGAGUCUCUACACACUGACCACUGCGUCUCCUCAGGUCGCUGCUGUUGGUCAGGUGUCCGCGUCAGGUCUGGUGGCCCACGCCUGUGAGUGUCGUUCCCUGUCGCACCAGACUCUUCUCUGGCACCACCGCCUGGGUCACCCCUCCUUGCCACGCCUCCGUGGCAUGCACCGUCGCCGCCUUGUGUCUGGUCUUCCCAGGUCCCUCCCUCCUCUCCCUUCCUCGCCUGCGCCGCCUUGCCUUCCUUGUGUCGAGGGGCGGCAGCGCGCCGCUCCUCACUCCUCCUCGUUCCCCCCGACAGGGGCUCCUCUGCAGACCCUCCACCUGGACGUGUGGGGCCCAGCCCGCGUUCGUGGCCAGGGCGGUGAGCGGUACUUUUUGCUGGUUGUCGACGACUACUCGCGUUACACCACGGUCUUCCCCUUGCGCACCAAGGGUGAGGUCCCUGCUGUUCUGAUCCCUUGGAUCCGCACAGUUCGUCUCCAGCUCCGCCGCCGUUUCCGGACGGAUCUUCCUGUCCUGCGUCUGCACUCUGACAGAUGUGGUGAGUUUUCCUCCGAUCUCCUGAGGACCUUCUGUCAGGCAGAGGGCAUCGAGCAGACCUUCACGCUUCCGGACUCCCCACAGCAGAAUGGGGUUGCUGAGCGCCGCAUUGGCCUGGUCAUGGAGAUCGCUCGUACCUCCUUGGUCCACGCGGCGGCUCCCCAUUUUCUGUGGCCGUUUGCUGUCCGGUACGCCGCGCAUCAGCUCAACCUCUGGCCCCGUGUCUCCUUGCCGGAGACCUCGCCCACACUGCGUUGGACGGGGGAGGUUGGCGAUGCGUCGCGCUUCCGGGUGUGGGGUGCUCGUGCCCUUGUCCGCGAUACGUCCGCGGACAAGCUCUCCUCCCGCACGCUUCCCUGUGUCUUCCUUGGCUUUGUCCCUGACGCGCCGGGCUGGCAGUUUUACCACCCCACCUCGCGCCGGGUCUUCGCCUCUCAGGACGUCACCUUUGACGAGUCGGUCCCUUUUUACCGUCUCUUCCCCUACCGUACUGCCCCCCUCCCUCCCCCGCCGCUUUUCCUUGCUCCUGGUCCCCCUCCGGUAGACCCCCUUCCCCCUCAGGGUCCUGCUCCUUCAGGUGUCUCUCAGGUAGACCCUCCUCCCGUCGCUGAGCCUGUCGAGGUCACAGGUGACUCAGGUGCUGCUGCAGGUGGUGCUGCUGGGAGUGCUGAGCCUGCGGGUGCUGGGCCUGGGGGUGCUGGGACUACGGGUGCUGGAGCUGAGGGUACUGUGCCUGAGAGUUCGGCGCCUGGGGGUGCUGAGCCUGGGGGUGCUGCGACUGGGGGUGCUGAGCCGGCGUGUGCGGAGUCUGGGGGUGCUGAGUCUGGGGGUGCUGCGCCUGCGGGUACUGAGCCUGGGGGUGCUGCUACUGAGCCUACGGAGCCUCGGGUUACUGUGUCUGGGGGUGCUCCGGUUCGGGGUGCUGAGCAGUCUCUCACACCACAGCAGCUUCGUGACUGGUACGUCCGGCGCUUUCGCCGUCCUAGUGGCUCGGCUGGAGCUGGGGGUACUGGAGCUGCCGGGACUGGUUGUUCUGGGAGCACUACGACUGGAGCUGCUGGAGCUGGGGACUCUGGAGCUGGCGGCGCUAGCGGAGUUGUAGCUGCGGACCCUGGGGGUGGUGCUGCUGCUGGUGCUGCGGACCCACCUGGUGGAGCUGCUGCUGGAGCUGAGGACCCGAGCGGUGGCGCUGCUGCUGGUGCUGGGGACCCGGACGCUGGAGUCUCUUCUGCUUCUGGAGACGCUGCGCGGCCGCGGCCGUACUUCGUACCGCUCCUUCAGCAGGUUCUUGGGCAGGCUCCUCCUCCUUGUCCUCCUCCCUCCGUAGAGUGUCCUCCGACUGUCCAGCCGCAGUCACAGUUACCGCCUGCCUCGCCUCUCCCUGCUCCCUCUCCUUACACUGGUCCCACAGGAGGUCUUACAGAGCGUCGUGAGCCUGAGUCUCGUCCUGCGUCGCCUGUCCGUACUGCUCGCACUAGUCGUCGUGUCCGUCGUGAGCGUCCUCCUCCUGUCCCCGGCACUCACUACAUGACUCUGCGUCCCUCUACUGCUCCUCAGCGUGUCCCUCUACCGUCUCCUCCUGCGUCCUCUUUACCUGACGUUCCGGACCCUGCGUCUGACCGGUAUCGUGCUGAGCACCCUACUGUUGUCACUGACCCUACAUUUGAGUCCUCGGCUGCGUCUGCUCUGGUCGCUGAGUUGGUUGACUUUGCUGCUGCCUGUCGUCUAGACUACGCUGCUAGCCUGGUUGCUGCGUCUGAGUCUGCGUCUGUCUGUCCUCCGUCCGUCGGGGGUGAGUGUGCUCUUGGCACGGACGUCCUUGAGGACAGGCAGGAGGACUUUGACUCUCUCGCGGCUGCUGUACCUCAUCUCGUGGCCUGGUUGCUUGCCCCUGAGGGAGACCCGGAUGCACUAGACAUCCCCACUCCGCGCACUUACGCAGAGGCGAUCUCGGGUCCCUACUCCUCUCAGUGGCAGACAGCCAUGGACGCAGAGAUGGCAUCCUGGAAGUCCACAGGCACCUACGUCGACGACGUUCCCCCUCCUGGGGCGAACAUCGUCGAUGGCAUGUGGAUUUUUAGGGUGAAGCGGCCGCCAGGUUCUCCGCCUGUCUUCAAGGCUCGUUACGUUGCUAGAGGCUUCAGUCAGCGUCAGGGGGUUGACUUCUUCCAGACCUUCUCCCCCACCCCGAAGAUGACCACUCUUCGGGUUCUGCUGCACGUUGCUGCUCAGCGUGACUACAAGCUUCACUCUCUUGACUUCAGCACAGCGUUCCUACAGGGCAGCCUGCACGAGGAGAUCUGGCUGCGCCGUCCACCUGGCUUUACUGGGUCGUUUCCUCCUGGUACCCAGUGGAGCCUCCGCCGGCCAGUCUACGGUCUCCGCCAGGCGCCACGUGAGUGGCACGACACACUGAGGACUACACUUGCGGCUCUUGGGUUCGCGCCGUCUACUGCUGACCCGUCGCUGUUUCUGCGCACAGACACGUCGCUGCCGCCGUUCUACAUUCUCGUGUACGUCGACGACUUGGUCUUUGCUACUGCUGACACUGAGGCACUCGCUCGUGUGAAGUCGGAGCUGCAGAAGAGACACACCUGCACUGACCUGGGUGAACUGCGUAGCUACCUUGGCUUGCAGAUCACCCGGGACAGAGCUCGCCGCACCAUCACCCUGACUAAGUCACACAUGGUGCAGCAGGUCCUUCAGCGCUUCGGCUUCCAGUUCUCCUCACCACAGGCCACACCUCUGGCUACCAGCCACUCGCUCUCAGCUCCACCUUCGGACGAGUCCGUAGAGCCGAGUGGCCCGUACCCAGAGCUUGUAGGCUGCCUCAUGUACCUGAUGACUUGCACACGACCUGACCUCGCGUACCCUCUUAGCAUCCUUGCUCGUUACGUUGCGCCUGGGAGACACAGGAGAGAGCACUGGGAGGCUGCUAAGAGGGUGCUGCGUUACUUGUGCAGUACAUCAGGCAUGGGGCUGGUGCUUGGAGGACACGACAGAGUUGUUCUCACUGGUCACUCGGACGCUUCUUGGGUGGACGACUUGGCUACGCAGCGGUCGUCGCAGGGUUACACCUUCAGCCUUGGCUCUGGUUCUGUCUCGUGGCGGUCCACCCGUUCUUCUUCUGUUCUCAGCUCUAGUUGUGAGGCUGAGAUCUACGCCACGGCCAUGGCUGCACAGGAGUUACGCUGGCUCACCUACCUGCUGACUGACUUGGGAGAGCGGCCUAGUUCUCCUCCAGUUCUGUACGGCGACAACAAGGCGGCCCUUGCCUUGUGUCAGGAGCACAGACUGGAGCACAGGACGAAGCACAUUGCUCUUCGCUACUUUCUUGCUCGAGAGCUGCAGCAGCGAGGUCAGCUUCGGCUUGUGUACGUGGACUCGAAGGCCAACACUGCUGAUAUCUUCACCAAGGCGCUCCCGCCUAGUGAUCAUCAGCGGCACUGUACUUCUUUAGGCCUUGUGUCCACGUUUCCUCACUUGCUCACUGCUUGA